AUGCCCACCUCGCGUCAGACUUGGUGCCGCCCCUUGGCUCUCCAUCACUUCUUUCGUCACAUAAAUUCCAGGACGCAAUCCAUUCGAAAUUUCUCAAGCAAUGCAGCCAAGUCGCUAGCCCAUUCCCCUCUUUCCCUGUUUGAUUCGACAAGCUCAAUAUCACCCAAGAGUCCAAACGACCACCUUUUCCGUUAUACCAGCGGUCGGUGGCUCUGGAACGAAGAGCAGCAGUUAAAACAUCGCUACCGAUAUUUCAACGUUCCAGAGCUCAAAAAAGUCGCGUGUCAGGCGGCAGACUCGAGUCGUUGCGUAUCUUUGGAGAAGAUCGGGGAGGGCAACUACAACAAAGGCUUCCGACUGGUGAUGCAGGAUGGGCAAAAAGUCAUCGCAAAGAUCUCCCACCCGAACGCCGGUCCACCCGUAUAUACCACCGCAUCAGAAAUAGCUACGAUGGAUUUUGCAAGAACCAUCCUGAAGAUACCUGUUCCAAAGGAGAUCAUCGAUAUCGAGAAGAGACUUCUUUCUGUCUCAUUCGACAGAUAUGGAGCCCUUUAUUACAGGAGUGACAAGAUCCCACAAUGCGAAAAAGCAGUAGUCACCACAGAUAACAUGCAAGAGGUGAAAGAUGAUAUUGAAUCACAAUUCGAGAUUGGUCCCAUUGUCCAGAGAGAAUUUUGGAAGGGUGAAAGAAGCAAAAUGCAUUGUUAUCAUGGUCCUUGGAGAACGGCGAAGGACUACCUUGAAUCGCUCGCUCGGCGCGAAAUGAAGUGGAUUAACGAUCAUGCAGACCCCACAAAGGACAUGGGCAACCCUUGGUUGAACACAUCAAAAGCUCAAAGAUCUCCCAAUGCUCAUAUAGACCUUCUUCAGAGAUUUCUCUCGGCAAUCCCUUACAUCAUCCCCAAAGAUACCGAACUCACUUCUCCUCGACUUUGGCAUCCCGAUUUCCAUGCAGGGAAUAUCUUCGUGGAUAACGAAGGCAAGAUCACGAGUCUAAUCGACUGGCAAGGGGCAUGGGCAGAGCCCAUGUUCCUUGGUUCCAAUCCACCGAAACUUCUGGAUUAUGGUGUCGACAUCUUGAUGAACCUACCGGAGAACUUUAGCCAGCUUGACGAAGACACCAAGGAUCAACUACGGUAUCGGUUUUCCCAGUCGGUUUUGAUUCACGCAUACGAGACGAGAACAGCCGUUGAAAAUCCUCUGAUGCACAGGAUGAUGCAUAAUUAUCAAGGAAAGACUCUCAAGGAAAUUGUAGCUUUCGCGAGUGACACCUGGGACAGCGGUCUAUUUCCUCUGAGAGAGUGUUUAAUUCGGAUCGAAAGUUCGGAUGAGACUAAAAAAGAGUUUUGCUUUAGAGAAUGGGACGAUUUUGACGCAGACGAGCCAUGCCCUUACCAUUUCACCGAAGAAGAAAUCCAGGAACAUCAGGAAGAGAGUAAAUCAUUCAACGACAACGCCUACUUUUGGGAUUCGAUCCGAGAGAUCGUCACCAACGAGGGAUAUACCUCAAACGAGGACUUUCCGAGGGCUGUGGAAAUCUUCCAGAGGCUUCGAGAAAGUGGUCUGAAGAACCUGGAGGGCGACGACAGGGAAGAGUUCGAUAAGCAGACGAGAUGGAUCCGAGAUAUCAGGAUGUAG
Messenger RNA from Rasamsonia emersonii CBS 393.64, 1638 nucleotides. RefSeq lists its product as uncharacterized. Gene Ontology annotation, cellular component: mitochondrion. The coding region runs from base 1 to 1638 and encodes 545 amino acids. The transcript has 5 exons. NCBI's taxonomy places the organism in Eukaryota, Fungi, Ascomycota, Eurotiomycetes, Eurotiales, Trichocomaceae. The record is from RefSeq and is a predicted model, not a curated record.